UAGUUUGUUGUGUCGUCAUCUGCCGGAAUGCGUCACAAUCUAUCGCUUAUCAGAUGUUUAACCGAUAAAGAUUUCAAGAGGAAUCGAAUCGGCAGGAAAAUUGAGAAAAAUGCGCUCGGGAAGAAAGUAAUCGAAGAAAGUUUCGAAUGAAAAACCAACGAAAUUGGCGAUCUUCGUUGGUGAUUUGUUAACGGAGUUGGAAAUCAGCUGAUGACGUAACACGCGGCCAGCGCAAGAAGAAAAGUUAGUUGUGUACUCGUGUCUGCUCGUGUCGCGGUGUUGGUGGGCGCGAGACUUGCGCGAAACGAAGUAUGGCGUAGGAUUUUCUGGCCUCUUUCGUCCAAGUGUUUAGUUCACUCAACACGCUGGUUCGUUUGUCUGUCGUUUGUUAACGAUAAAUCUGCUUGGAGCAUUAGUGCAUUAGUGGUGGAACGUUUUAACAGAGAGGAGUGCUGUUUGGUGGAUUUUACGUGACGGAAGGCAGGCAAUAUCUCUUUACAGGGUAGGAAACGGACGUCGAAUAUUAUACACGAUGAGCGUCGAUGCAUACGGACCCAGCAGUCAGACCCUCACGUUUCUCGACACGGAGGAAGCGGAUCUAAUCGGUGCGGACACUCAGGGCAGCGAGUUUGACUUUACAGAUUUUACGUUACCUUCGCCGAGUCAAACGCAAGCUUCGCAACACGAUACUGCUCAAAGUCAACCUAACCAGCCCGUACAGGUUAACGGAACAAGCGGCAGUUCGUCUCUCGAGUUGAAAAUUUCCGGGGCAGCGCAAAGUCUAGCCGAAUUACAGUUCGAGGAGGAAGAAGAGGAAGCUUACUAUAAUCGUGAUUUGCCAGAACAUGCCUGCAAAUACUGUGGAAUUCAUGAAGCAUCCUGCGUUGUCAUGUGCAAUAUCUGUCGCAAAUGGUUCUGCAACGGACGUGGAAACACAUCUGGUUCGCACAUCAUCAACCACCUUGUCCGAGCUAAGCACAAGGAAGUUACUUUACACAGAGACGGCCCUUUGGGAGAAACUGUUCUCGAAUGUUAUUCCUGCGCUGUCCGGAAUGUUUUCGUCCUCGGUUUCAUCCCUGCGAAAGCAGAUUCUGUUGUAGUGUUACUUUGUCGUCAACCAUGCGCGGCUCAAAGUUCCUUGAAGGACAUGAACUGGGAUCAAGAACAGUGGAAACCGUUGAUCGAAGACCGUAGCUUUUUGGCAUGGUUAGUGAAAAUUCCAUCCGAACAAGAACAGUUGCGAGCUCGACAGAUUUCUGCCCAACAGAUAAAUAAAUUGGAAGAAUUGUGGCGUGAUAACGUCGACGCGACAUUUCAAGACCUCGAGAAACCUGGAGUGGACGAAGAACCGCAACAAGUUUUGUUGCGGUACGAGGAUGGUUACCAGUAUCAAAACAUAUUUGGUCCACUUGUUAAAUUAGAAGCCGAUUACGACAAACGUCUAAAGGAAUCUCAAACUCAAGAAAACAUCGAAGUUCGUUGGGACGUUGGAUUGAAUAAAAAGACCAUUGCCUAUUUCAUGUUAGCGAAAACCGACGGAGACAUGAAAUUGAUGCACGGAGAUGAAUUAAGACUUCGCUAUUUGGGCGAGCUUCACAAACCUUGGUCAGGAAUUGGACACGUGAUAAAGAUUCCUGAUAAUUACGGAGAAGAAGUCGGUAUCGAGUUGAAGAAUAAUUCUGGAGCUCCUACAGAGUGUGUCAGUAACUUUGUUGUUGAUUUUAUUUGGAAAAGUACAAGUUUUGAUCGCAUGCAAUUAGCAUUGCGAAAAUUUGCCGUGGACGACACCUCCGUAUCUGGUUACAUAUACCAUAGGUUGUUAGGACACGAAGUGGAAGAAGUCCUGUUUCGAUGUCACCUUCCGAAGCAUUUCAGUGCUCCUAAUUUACCGGAUUUGAAUCGUUCUCAAGUAUACGCUGUGAAACACGCCGUACAAAGACCUUUGUCUCUAAUUCAAGGACCACCUGGCACGGGAAAAACUGUGACCAGCGCUACGAUAGUUUAUCAACUGGUCAAACAGAACGGCGGUCCUGUGUUGGUAUGCGCUCCUUCGAACACGGCCGUCGAUCAGUUGACCGAGAAAAUACACAAGUCUAAUCUAAAAGUUGUACGACUUUGCGCGAAAUCCCGAGAAGCGAUCGAUUCACCGGUCAGCUUUCUUGCUCUUCACAAUCAAAUAAAAAAUAUGGAAACAAACACGGAGUUGCAAAAGUUACAGCAGUUGAAGGACGAAACCGGAGAAUUAUCGAGCGUCGACGAGAAACGUUAUAGACUUUUGAAGAAAGCGGCAGAGAAAGAAUUGUUGGAGGCAGCCGAUGUGAUUUGUUGUACUUGCGUCGGUGCCGGUGAUCCAAGGUUGCACAGACUGAAAUUCCAUUCUAUUCUUAUCGACGAAAGUAUGCAAGCAACCGAACCCGAGUGCAUGGUACCAGUUGUACUCGGUGCUAAGCAAUUAAUUCUGGUUGGUGAUCAUUGUCAAUUAGGACCUGUUGUUAUGUGCAAGAAGGCAGCCAGAGCAGGUUUAUCUCAAUCUCUUUUCGAGAGAUUAGUCGUACUUGGAAUCAGACCGUUCCGUUUGGAGGUACAGUAUCGUAUGCAUCCGGACCUCUCGCGUUUCCCAUCAAACUUCUUCUACGAGGGUUCCUUACAAAAUGGUGUAUGCGCGGACGAAAGAAAACUGUUAAAGAUCGAUUUCCCUUGGCCAGCACCCGACAAACCCAUGUUCUUUUAUGUUACCCAAGGACAAGAAGAAAUCGCUGGAAGUGGCACGUCCUACUUGAAUCGUACAGAAGCGUCUAACGUUGAAAAGAUAGCGACCCGGUUCUUGCGUUGCGGAGUAAAACCUGAACAAAUCGGAGUGAUAACUCCGUACGAGGGACAGAGGGCCUAUUUGGUUCAGUACAUGCAGUACCAAGGCUCGUUGCAUUCGAAAUUGUAUCAAGAAAUCGAGGUCGCCAGCGUAGACGCGUUUCAAGGGAGGGAAAAAGAUAUAAUAAUCAUGUCCUGUGUUCGAUCGAACGAACAUCAAGGUAUCGGAUUCCUGAACGAUCCGAGAAGAUUAAACGUUGCCUUGACCCGUGCAAAAUACGGCAUAAUAAUCGUAGGGAAUCCAAAGGUGUUGUCCAAGCAGCCGCUCUGGAAUCAUUUAUUGAGUUUCUACAAAGAACAAAAGGUACUGGUCGAAGGGCCUUUGAAUAAUCUUAAAGAAUCAAUGAUUCAAUUUGCCAAGCCAAAGAAAUUGGUGAAUACCGCUAAUCCAGGCUCGCAUUUCAUGUCCACCUCGAUGUACGAUGCGAGAGAAGCUCUUAUUCCAGGAUCCGUAUACGAUCGUUCGGGUAGCCAAGUGAACGGUCAACAGAAUCACAAUCCGUAUUAUCAGAGGAACGUACCUUUGGACAUAUUCAGCAGAACACACGAUACGAUUAGUUACAUUAGUCCAGAGAGAGCUCAGGCAGCGAUGAACAACGUACCAGUUCCAGUUGGAAUGUUUAUGAACAUGGCGCACGUGCCGCCGCGUUUCUAUAAUCAACAUCAACAAGCGUUACAGGCCAGACAGAAUCAACGUAAUCGUCGUGGAACCGCUUUGUCGAAGAAUAAACAAGGCCCGCGAAUGGGCAAGUUGAGUCAAACCGAACAGAAUACCCAACCGUACAGUCAGCCAGGUUUACCGUUGACCCAGGGUACGACACAGGGUAUGUCACAGCCAGGCUUUAGUCUUUCUCAGCCUGGAUUGAGUCAAGCGGAACUUUCACAGGAUUCGUUUGCCGUCGGCGAAUUCCAAUCGCAAAUGGACGGUCUAUUGUCGCAAGAUUCAACUUAUCAAGGUGAUCGAAGUGGUUUUUAUCAAUCUGGACAGUCACAAGCCGGGGGACAAUUCUCCCAGCCAUACUGAGCCGAGACCGUACGGCUGAGCAACGCAAUUGCUAUGCAGCGUCGCGGGAGCGACUGAAGGCUCGUUCGACCAAUUCUUCUUCGACCAACAACCACAAAUCACUAACUGCGCAAAACGGUAAAACGGCUCGGCGAUCGAGUACGGUAAUAUGCACGCAGUCGUCGGCGUUAAAGAGGGUUUUUAAACAACAACAACAAGAACAAGAACAACAACAAGAACAAGAACAAGAACAAACAGAAAAGAAAAAAAAGGGAUAAAAAUAAAGCUACCAAAAAAAAUGGAAGUUUGUCGCCAUUUCACCGUGUUCUAGACGAGAAAGGAAAUGGUUAAUAAUACUAAAAAGGGAUAGGACAAAGCGGAGACGACACAAUCACUACCUUAACCAACUCACCGUGACACGCGCUUACCGUGAACGGACCGUUUUAUCGCGGGGAUCGAGUGACACUAGAAUUACACAAAAAAAUGUCAAAAUAUGAAAAACACAAAAAAAAAAAGAAAAGAAAAAAAGAUGAUAAUAAUAAUAAAAGGUAAGGAAGAUACGGGACAUGUAACGCUUCGUCACACAAAUCAGAGGUCAACAAGUAUAUAUUGUUUGCCAAUUAAAAGUGUUUUUCUAACGAUACAACUGGAUGAAUUUCUAGAUGGCAACGCAUAUUUUACAAACAAUCUCGUAUGGAUAUUUGGAAAAUCCUCUCUAAGGAGAUACGAUAACUUGAAACAAAGAAAUUGACAGGGAAACAACACGCAUUGAAUUGGCUAUGAUACGCGUUACGUGUCUUUUCAAUUUCCCUUAAGGGUGUGAGAACAGCGAUGUCGAAAAAAGAAAAGGGAAAAGACGAAUACAUGCCUAUAGAGCCUAUAGAGAGAAUUUAUGGAAUCCUGAAGAAUGAAAUAAAUGUACGGAGGCACGUACCGGAAGAACGGGGCGACAAGGAUAAUUUAAAUUAACGAGUAUUGUUUAACAACGGAACGAUAAAUCGGUCAAAAGUAUCACCGUGCCAAUUUGUCGCCAAUACGAGAUCAAAACAGAGGAAUCCUAUCUCAGGCUUGACGUGAUGUUGACAUAAUGCUAACCGAUAACGAAUUCCUAUCAAUACAAAUCAUGUUAAUUAGUUUGGUUUCUUUUUUUCCUGGUUAAAGUGGUAUAUACAUAUAUAUAUAUAUAUUGUAUAUAUUUUUUCUCAUCGCAGGGGUCGACGAAGUCGCAAGAGUGAAAACAAAUUUCAUUCGUUAUUUGUAUAUUUUUUUUUUCUUCUUUCUAAAUAUGAAUUGUAAACAAAGAAAUGGAUUUAUUGAAAAGAUAGAGAUAAUGUUCCGUGUAUUUUGGGGAUGUAACCGAUUCAGUUUGAAAAUUUGUAGAAAUUAUUUGAAUUUUAAAUAUCGAAUAGUCAAUAAUUAAGUAAUGUACUAUCCAAAGUAUCAUUAUAUGUAACAUUUAAUUUCUA
Osmia bicornis bicornis is the source of this 5337-nucleotide messenger RNA. It is a transcript of the gene Upf1, whose product is annotated as regulator of nonsense transcripts 1. Gene Ontology annotation, cellular component: cytoplasm. Bases 533 to 3892 code for a protein of 1119 amino acids. The transcript is spliced from 5 exons. Lineage: Eukaryota; Metazoa; Arthropoda; Insecta; Hymenoptera; Megachilidae. Gene Ontology annotation, biological process: nuclear-transcribed mRNA catabolic process, nonsense-mediated decay. Gene Ontology annotation, molecular function: ATP binding; RNA binding; DNA binding. The record is from RefSeq and is a predicted model, not a curated record.